Molecule: messenger RNA, 1786 nt
Organism: Scomber scombrus (Atlantic mackerel)
Lineage: Eukaryota; Metazoa; Chordata; Actinopteri; Scombriformes; Scombridae
Gene: sirt4
Product: sirtuin 4
Exons: 3
Coding region: 264-1196 (310 amino acids)
Molecular function (GO): NAD-dependent protein lysine deacetylase activity; NAD+ binding
Source: RefSeq, a predicted model, not a curated record
UCACUGGCUGUGUUGUAUUUUAAGAUUUUAUUUCAGUGUAUUCUUGUUUCGUUAAGUUUUGGGUUAGGAUUGUAUAAUGUAACGUUAACGGUUUACAUAACUCAGGUGUAUGGACUGUGGUAAAUGGACUGUACUUAUAUAGCGCAUUUCUAGUCGUUACGACUAUCUGUUUAUGCAUACUUGACAGAACAGUGAUGAGAUGUUAUAAAAGUUCAUGUGUGUUUCUCUUUAUAAUCUUUGGGGCUGUGUUUGUCCUGGUCUAGAUGAGACUACCAUGGCGGACCCUCACCCUGCACACAGCCCCUGUGAGGAGGACGUGCUCUGAACCUGCAGCUGUGUCGAGCUUCGUCCCGGCCUGCAGUAGCACAGACGGCCCCUCCCUGGAGCUACUGCAGGACUUUGUGUCCCGAUCCAGACGCCUGUUUGUGAUCACCGGUGCAGGUCUCUCCACUGAGUCCGGGAUCCCUGAUUACCGCUCUGAGGGUGUGGGGCUGUACGCUCGCACUGACAGGAGACCCAUGCAGCAUGCAGAGUUUAUCCGCAGUGCCAAGUCCCGGCAGCGGUACUGGGCCAGGAACUUUGUGGGGUGGCCGCAGUUCUCCUCCCACCAGCCCAACUGUGCUCACAGGGUCCUGCAGCGGUGGGAGGACAGCGGGAGGCUGCACUGGCUGGUCACUCAAAAUGUGGAUGCUCUUCACUCAAAGGCCGGACAGAAAAAACUCACUGAGCUCCACGGCUGCACCCACAGGGUGAUGUGUUUAGGCUGUGGUGGUAUCUCGGCAAGGGAGGACCUCCAGAGGAAAUUUGAGGCUCUGAACCCAAGCUGGAGGGCUCAGGCGGGCGCUGUGGCUCCAGAUGGUGACGUCUUCAUAGAGGACGAGCAAGUCCUCCACUUCAGAGUUCCCUCCUGCAACGACUGUGGCGGGAUACUGAAACCUGAUGUUACGUUUUUUGGAGACACUGUGAAAAAAACGACAGUGCACUUUGUGCACGACAGACUGGCAGAGUCAGACGCAGUGUUGGUUGUGGGGUCCUCGUUGCAGGUUUAUUCAGGAUACAGGUUCUUACUGGCAGCGAGUGAGAGCAAAAUACCAAUCACCAUCUUGAACAUUGGGACUACGAGGGCGGACCACCUGGCAGAGCUGAAAGUGAUUGGCCGCUGCGGUGAAGUGCUAUCACUCCUUCAACGUCUUUGACUAUCAUUAAUAUGAAGUUUGGAGAACUGUGUUCAGUUGGUCAAAAGGCUCCCAAAACUACCUCAGAAACACCAAACAGUGUCGUCAACUUCAGGAUUUCUGUCUGUGCUGUUUGACUCAGGAGCCAAGAAACACCUCAAAUACACUCACUUUAUUUUUUUACCAGGGCACAUUUGAGCAUCUGCACAUCUGUCAGGAGUAUUCUCGAUGUUUACUCUCAUCUUUAACAGUAACAGUUCCUGACAGAGAGUCAGCAUGCUCAAUAUCAGGACCCUGAAACCACAAUAGCUCAGUGGAGUUAUAACUGUGUUUUAUUUAUGUGAAAAUUGGCCUUUGAGGUUGUGGAAACUAUUCAAGAUCCUACAAAAUGUGGCGUUCAAUGGAUUUGAAUCAUAAUAUUCAGUCAUUUGGUGCACUGAACAUAUACAUGUAUUUUAAUGCAGGUGAUUGAAUGGACGGUUCUCAGUUUGUCAUGUGAUGUUAAGAACAUCUUGUUUGACCUAAAACAGAUAUUAACGUUUAUAUUUGAAAUAUCAUGGAGGAAAUGUGAUAUCUCAUGUUUUAUUUAAUUGAAAUAAACACUUGCAUAU